CCGCGCCCAGGCACCAUGCGCCCCGCCGCGCCUCCUCGCCGGCGCCCGGCUUCGCUCUCCGCUCGCUGAGCCCCGCGCUCGCCGCCGCCGCAAGUCGCGAAGACGCGGCGGGUCGCUGGAGAGCCGCGGGGAGGCCGCCUCGGACGUCCCCUCCGGCCCGCGGAGGCUGCGGCCCCCCGUCCCCGGGGCUUCUCUCUAGCUUUACCAUGAACCUGGCGCGGGCUUGGCUUUAGGAGAAAUUCAGAAGCCGGAGGGCGAGUCAGUGCAAUUCUUUGGUUGCUAAGCGUGAGUGAAGACAUCCGGCAUGGCUCAGGGAUCUGGGGACCAAAGAGCAGUGGGGAUUGCUGACCCAGAAGAAAGUUCUCCAAAUAUGAUAGUCUACCGCAAAAUUGAAGAUAUCAUUACGAAGAUGCAAGAUGACAAGACAGGUGGUGUGCCCAUCAGAACAGUCAAGAGCUUUCUCUCCAAAAUUCCCAGUGUUGUCACAGGUACUGACAUUGUGCAGUGGCUUAUGAAGAACCUUUCCAUCGAGGACCCAGUUGAAGCAAUACACUUGGGAAGCCUUAUAGCUGCCCAGGGCUACAUCUUUCCAAUCUCAGACCACGUUCUCACCAUGAAGGAUGAUGGCACCUUUUACCGUUUCCAGGCCCCAUACUUUUGGCCUUCGAACUGCUGGGAGCCUGAAAACACCGACUACGCCAUCUAUCUCUGUAAGAGGACAAUGCAGAAUAAAGCAAGGCUGGAGCUGGCAGAUUAUGAAGCAGAAAACUUAGCAAGACUCCAGAGGGCCUUUGCAAGGAAGUGGGAAUUCAUCUUUAUGCAAGCAGAAGCACAAGUGAAGAUAGAUCGAAAAAAGGACAAGACAGAAAGGAAAAUUUUGGAUAGUCAAGAACGGGCCUUUUGGGAUGUGCACAGGCCAGUGCCAGGCUGUGUGAACACAACAGAAAUGGACAUAAGAAAAUGCCGGCGUCUGAAGAACCCACAAAAGGUUAAAAAGUCUGUGUAUGGCGUGACUGAAGAAUCCCAGUCGCAAAGCCCCGUGCACAUACCCAGUCAACCAAUCAGGAAAACUACAAAAGAGGACAUCCGGAAACAGAUAACAUUUUUGAAUGCACAGAUUGACAGACAUUGUUUAAAAAUGUCCAAAGUGGCUGAAAGCUUAAUUGCUUACACGGAACAGUAUGUGGAAUAUGAUCCUUUGAUCUCCCCAGCCGAGCCGUCCAAUCCCUGGAUCAGCGACGAUAUCACUUUUUGGGACAUAGAGAUGAGCAAAGAGCCCAGCCAGCAGCGAGUCAAGAGAUGGGGCUUCUCUUUCGACGAGGUAUUAAAGGACCAGGUGGGGCGGGACCAGUUCCGGAGAUUCCUGGAGUCGGAGUUCAGCUCAGAAAACCUCAGGUUCUGGUUGGCUGUCCAAGACCUCAAGAAACAACCCCUACAGGAUGUGGCCAAGAGGGUAGAAGAAAUCUGGCAAGAGUUUCUGGCUCCAGGGGCCCCGAGUGCAAUCAACCUGGAUUCUCAUAGCUACGAGAUAACCAGUCAAAAUGUCAAAGAUGGAGGGAGAUACACAUUCGAAGAUGCCCAGGAACACAUUUACAAGUUGAUGAAGAGUGACAGCUAUGCCCGCUUCCUCCGGUCGAAUGCUUACCAGGACUUGCUGCUGGCCAAGAAGAAGCCAGAAAGUGAGCCAGGUCGUAGAACUUCCUUAGAAAAGUUCACUCGCAGUGUGUGCUGCUGGCGCAGAGUCAGAAUGGCCGCUGCAUUUCACCCCCGAGGUGGCUUCCUUCCAGCAGUGGGGAAAGUCGCUGGCGGGCAAGCGCCUCACCGGCCUGAUGCAGUCCUCCUGACGGUGCCCACCGCAGGGCCCGGGCCCGACGACCCCGCGGGCAGGCGGCGGCGCUCCACCUCCGCGGACAGAGGCUCCCUGCGGGGAGACCUGGUCACUGUGAAAGAGAAGGAGUGAGGGCGCUGGCGGGCGGCCGAGGGGAGCCUCGGUGGGUGACCGGGGACGCCGCCGUGCCAAGUCCGCAGAGCCCGGGGUCGGCCCCCGCAGAGGCCCCUGUUUACAACCCUCUCGUCCUUGUGUACUUGUGCGCCGACACCCCGUUCUCUAGGAGGUCCUGGGCCCUGACUCGCCCGGGCCCGGCGCCCCGUGGGGCUCCCGUCGUGACUGUCACUCCAGAUUACAAUCUUCCCCCCCUGGCUGGGGGAUCAGGCCUCCCUGCAAACGCCAGAGGGGCCGGCUGGCCCUGAGCACAUCCAGUAUUACGCCCGCCUCCCCACCGGCUCCGGUGCACCCACAGCACCCCCGUAGUGACAGCCACUGUGUCCCGACCGCCCCCUCCCCUCCCCACGUCUGUGUAAGCCCUCCCCCCCAAUGCCACAUGUCCCCGGUGCGGCCACAGUGCUGAGCAACCUCGCCGAUCGCUUCCCCACCAGCUCCUUCAGGCCCCCGAGGCCAGCCUUCCGAGAGGUCCCCGCCGCACCUGUCACAUGCCUCAAGGCCCCACACCAGAGGAAGCACCCGAGUGGACGAAAGAGCUUGUGGCUCCGCAGGCUGUGGAGGU
This is a messenger RNA of Nyctereutes procyonoides (raccoon dog), 2564 nucleotides long. RefSeq names its product regulator of G protein signaling 6 (gene RGS6). Gene Ontology annotation, biological process: G protein-coupled receptor signaling pathway; intracellular signal transduction; regulation of G protein-coupled receptor signaling pathway. Lineage: Eukaryota; Metazoa; Chordata; Mammalia; Carnivora; Canidae. The coding region runs from base 305 to 1960 and encodes 551 amino acids. Gene Ontology annotation, molecular function: GTPase activator activity. The transcript is spliced from 19 exons. The record is from RefSeq and is a predicted model, not a curated record.